Molecule: messenger RNA, 2018 nt
Organism: Halichondria panicea
Lineage: Eukaryota; Metazoa; Porifera; Demospongiae; Suberitida; Halichondriidae
Product: nuclear factor NF-kappa-B p100 subunit-like
Exons: 8
Coding region: 143-1873 (576 amino acids)
Molecular function (GO): protein binding
Source: RefSeq, a predicted model, not a curated record
ACAAUAUCUUUGUUGAAAGAGUAAUUAAGUUUUUAUGGCCGGAAGCUUAAUUAAAGACCCUUGAAAUACAGAAAGAGGGUGUGGCACUUAAUUUGCUUUGUUUACUGAGGAGAGAAUUUGACAGAGUUUGAAAGAAGCUUCAAUGGCUGAACAAGAUUCAGAUGCUCAAAAGAAGUUAGCCGAGGACUUAUGGAAGGCUGUAGACAAUAAUGAUGUCACCAAAGUUAGGUCCCUGUUGGGACAGGGGGCAGACCCCAACCACAAGCUCUACUGGAGUGACGAGUGGGCGGGUUAUAAGCUGCCUCCAUUACACAGGGCUUGCAGGUGGGGCCACCUUGAGAUUGUGAAGACACUUGUUACUCAUGGAGCUCGUACUGAUGAAGCUGGUGGGUGGUUUAACUUGAUUCCACUUAACUGGGCAUGCUGGAGAGGUCAUAAAGAAGUGGUCAAGUACCUUUUCCGCGAGCUUGGACUUAGCACUGUGCUCUGUUCCACAACAGAUGUGAGGGAUAAGGAUAACAAGACUCCUCUUCACUGGGCUUGUGAGGGAGGAAAUACAGACGUGGCACAGUAUCUGGUGGAGCAACUGAAGAUGGAUGUUGAUGUGAGGGAGGAUGACAACUGGACCCCUCUCCACUAUGCAUGCUGCGAGGGACGCAAAGAUGUGGUGCAGUACUUGGUGGAGAAGGCCAACUGUGAUAUCAGUGUAACUAACGAUGAUGGCGAGACUCCUCUUGACUUUGCUACACAGGAGGGUCACACUGAAAUUGCUGACUACCUCAAGUCUCUACCACAACAAUCUGCUAUGACUGGAGACACUGACUCCAGGAGUGACGAGAAUGGACCACCACCAACAAAGAAACGAAAAAAUACCCAGCCAGUGACUCAGAGAGUGUGUCCUAACUGUGAGGAGAGCUGUCACAUCCGCUGCAAGAAAUGUCCCGAAUGUGAGCACGAGUUCCCUCCUUCCACUAAGAGCAGGGCCAAACCUGACAAGGAUAUUGUGAAAAACCCUUCAAACCUACUGCAGAUACUACAGAAAAAGGUGGACCAACUGUCUCUGUUAGGGUUUGACAUUGUCGUACUAGUGCACAGAGAUUCAAGCAAAUCACAUGACUCCUCUACCACGUCACACGACACGCCCAGUCGCUCACGCCACACCUACAGGAAGUUUGUCACCUCUGGACUAGCCGAGAGCUUUGUUGAAUCUCCUCUGGUGUACGGCAGUUGGAAAGAUUUCUGUAGCUCUGACAAGACCUCAACUGGACACGCUCAGAAAUCCAAGAGCAAAACUAACCCACGAAAGAAAAAAGGAGUACAAACGAAUACUACUACUACCACUCAGGAGGGGGACAGAUCACAUGAUACGAGUGCAGUAUCACAUGACCAAAACAACGGAUCUCAAGACAGCAAUGGUCCCAAUACUCAAUCACAAGCAGCACAAAGCUCUACUGCUCCACUCUCUAUUAGUGACUUGACACCACUCUUGACACCACUCUGGAAUACAAUAUCUUCUCUUCGCCAACAAGUGGAAUCCAUGCAGUCAGCCCCGCCCACUCAUGGUUCACCAGCGUACCCUCAACACAUGUACCCCUCAGCUACUGGUUUAAUGAGCACAGGGCAAUCGACCUUUGUACCCGGGGGUGGUUCAUUCAAUACACCACUCCCCAACCAUUUCACUGGACCUUCUUCACACAACUCAAUGCUGGGACAGUCAUCACGAUUUAAUUUGAAUCCCGUGUCCUUCCCAAUGUUUCCAUUUUCACCUGCUCCAGCAAAUUAUCAUUUCCCUUUACCUAUUAUACCGUUAGAGUCAUCUAGGCAACCAAUGAACUCUGACCCCAACACUGACUCAAUAGAUUCACAGCAAUAGAAUAAUUAAUUUGUUUUUGUUUACCUUCAGUUGGAAUGCAUACCAAUGCAUAUCAGGGAAUUUAUUUCAGUUCAAGCUUUCUAGUUUAGUGACCCUUUUGUUGUUUGUUUGGUUUUGGUUGUGAUAUUUUGUUUGAGGAUCCUUA